CGGCGAUGAUCCCUGAGGAGAGGCCGGACGGCCCGGGCGCCGGCCAGGAGAGCGCGAGGCUGCAGGAGGCCGGCGGCGUUCGCAAGCUUUUGCCUCCUUCUCCGCGGGGCGGCUCCCCUUUACCCUGGGCACCUGGCUCUGUGUUUGAUGAAACUUUCCAUGGCGGCGGGCAGGCAGCCCGAGCCUCCCGGGGGCAGGAAAUGGCCGCAGGACUUCACAGCUGGACAGUUCGUCCUUUUCUCACUCCCCACGCGCUCCUCCCCCUCCGCGGUCCCUAACCCUGGGGCCCCGACUGGGACCGUGGACCCUUUCCAGGAGUACUGGGGAAGCUCUGCAAGGUUCUCAGGCCUCCUGGAGGGGAUGCUGUCCAGGGAGGUCUUCCUUGAUUGAUCAUUCUUGAGAACGCUGGAGCCUGGGGGAGAUGUUGAGUCAUGGUCCAAGUUGGCCGUCCGCCGGGAGCCUUCAAGGGCUCCGACCCGCUGGCCCAGAGCCCGCAUGGGCGCCCACAGAGCCGCAGGGCCCGGGUUCGCCAACAGAUCACCAAGGAGCUGCGGAUGCGGACAGGCGCCGAGAACCUGUACAGGAAAGCCAAUUUUGUGUUGCUGUGGAGGGCGAGCCAGAGCCUGCAUCCAGGGAGAGCGGAGGGGGGAGGCCAGAGCCUGUGGCCUGGAAGGUCUGGCUCCGAGGGAUGUGCCCUGGGCCGGAGGCGUUGUCUGUAUGCGUGGACAGAAAUAACAGCCGCUGUGGGGCACUCAGAAGAGAAGAGAGAGGUCAUCCGGUGGGCCCUGGGCCCCUGCUGCCCCCCAACGGGACUGGGCCCGCAAGCACAGCACGCUGGGGGGUUCUGGAGGCCAGGGCCAGGGCCACAUGCCAUCCACCUGCAGAGCUGCGGCUCAGCUCACCUUGGCCUCCCCAGAGCCACCAGCAACGCCUGGGUCAGGGAGACGGUGGCCCUGGAGCUGAGCUACGUCAACUCCAGUCUGCAGCUGCUGAAGGAGGAGCUACAUGAGCUCAGCGGCGGCCGUGUGGAGGCCGACCGGCCCGAGGGCGAAGGCAUCACUGUCCCUAUGAUCCCCCUGGGGCUGAAGGAGACCAAGGAGCUGGACUGGUCCACACCCCUGAAGGAGCUGAUCUCUGGGCACUUUGGAGAGGACAGCGCCUCCUACGAGGCCGAAAUCAGGGAGCUGGAGGACCUGCGGCAGGCCGCCCGGACCCCCAGCCAGAGCGAGGCGGGCCUGGGGCCACUCAUGGCCUACUACAACCAGCUCUGCUUCCUGGACGCACGCUUCGUCGCCCCUCCCGGGAAUCUCGGGCUGCACUUCCACUGGUAUGACUCCCUGACGGGGGUCCCAGCCCAGCAGCGGGCCCUGGCCUUCGAGAAGGCCAGUGUGCUUUUCAACAUCGGGGCCCUGCACACCCAGAUUGGGGCUCGCCAGGACCGCUCGUGCCUCGAGGGCACCCAUCACGCCAUCGAGGCCUUUCAGAGGGCUGCUGGGGCCUUCAGUCUCCUGAGGGAGAACUUCUCCCGAGCGCCCAGCCCUGACAUGAGCCCAGCCUCGCUGUCCAUGCUGGAGCGACUGAUGACAGCCCAGGCCCAAGAGUGCGUCUUUGAGGGUCUCCUGCUCUCAUCUCCUGAAGGCCCCCAGGAUUGCUUGGCUCAGCUACGCCUGGCUCAGGAGGCUGCCCAGGUGGCGGCCGAGUACAGGCAGGUGCACCAGACCAUGGCCCAGCCACCUGUGCGGGACUACGUGCCCUUCCCCUGGACCACCCUGGCACACGUCAAGGAGGAGUACUUCCGCGCCCUGGCCCAUUACCACGCGGCCGUGGCGCUCUGCGACAGUCCCCCAGCGGCCGAGGCGGACUUCCCCACGCGGCAGCAGGCCUUACGUGGGCGCCCGGCCGCAUCGGAGCCAGAGCCGUGGGGCACUGGGCUGCCCCAGAAGCCAGAGGAGCGCAGGAAGCUGGGCAAAGCCCACCUGAAGCGCAGCAUCCUGGGCCAGGAGGAGGCCCUGCGGCUGCACGCGGUGGGCCGUGCCCUGCGCACGGUCGACCUGCUGCAGGCCGUGCUGGCCCAGGCGCUGAGGCGCUCCCUGGCCAAGUACUCGGAGCUCGACCUCGAGGACGACUUCCUGGAGACCACUGAGGCUCCCGACAUCCAGCCUAAAACACAGCAGAAGCCGGAGAUCAGGGCGCCCAGCUUCUCCAGGGUGAAGGUGACCGAUAUCUUUCAGCGACUGGGGCCCCUGUCUGUGUUUUCAGCCAGGAACUGCUGGCGGCUGGUGGGGCCCGUCCACGUGACCCGCGGGGAGGCCGGCUUUGGCCUCACGCUGCGCGGAGACGCGCCUGUCCUCAUCACGGCCGUCAUCCCCGGGGGCCCGGCGGCGGCAGCUGGCCUGCAUGAGGGAGACUACAUCGUGUCCCUGAACGGGCAGCCGUGCAAGUGGUGGCGGCACGCCGAGGUGGUGGCACAGCUGAGGGGCGUGGGUGACGAGGGUGUGAGUCUGCAGGUGGUCACGCUGCUGCCCAGGGCGGAGCCCCCCGGCAUGCAGGGGCACCAUCGGCCGGCCCUGGGGGCGCUUCUGAGGAGCCAGAAGGAGUGUGACUGGGGGGCGCCCACUCCCGCACGGGCCGGCCCCAGGCCCUUCCUUGGCUGGAGCCGCAACGCCAGGAGGGGCCAGGCCAGAGGGAGGCUGUCCCCGCAGCCCUGAGCGGUGGGCCACGCUCCCCCUCCGAGCGCCCCGCCCCACACCCCCGUGUGCCUUCCUCCAGCCUGAGGGAACUUCAGGCCAGUUUGCUGCGCUCCCCACCCCCAGUGCUGCCAUUAAAGACCGUGUCACAUGAGGCUUGUG
This is a messenger RNA of Mustela erminea (ermine), 2849 nucleotides long. It is a transcript of the gene RHPN1, whose product is annotated as rhophilin Rho GTPase binding protein 1. NCBI's taxonomy places the organism in Eukaryota, Metazoa, Chordata, Mammalia, Carnivora, Mustelidae. The record is from RefSeq and is a predicted model, not a curated record. Gene Ontology annotation, biological process: negative regulation of stress fiber assembly. Gene Ontology annotation, molecular function: protein binding.